Molecule: messenger RNA, 321 nt
Organism: Chondrus crispus (carragheen)
Lineage: Eukaryota; Rhodophyta; Florideophyceae; Gigartinales; Gigartinaceae
Exons: 1
Coding region: 1-321 (106 amino acids)
Source: RefSeq, a predicted model, not a curated record
AUGGUCCUUCUGCAUGGUCCUUCCGCGGUCGCUCGCCAGCGCGUCCACGCGGCGGCACGCGCGCUUCCCCUCUGCAGUUGUGCUCGCGCGGAACAGGCGCGUGGGGUGCUGUGGCGACGGCAGCACUUGCGGCGGGGUGCAAAUCCUGUCUUCAUCGCUAGCUUUUUAUUCGCCCUCUGCUACGACAAAACGACUUGCACCAAACGUCUUCCCCCCCCCCGUCCCCUCGCUUUCCCACAGCACAACAACAAAAAAAAAAAAAAACCACGGUGCCCCACGCCCUUCUCCAGUGUCGAAAGGGAGGCGCGCCUGCUGCAGUAA